CAAGCUGGAAAUCGACUAAAUACGAGAAUCCGCGCCGUCGCUUCCCUACACCAACCGAGCGCACCGCACCCUCCCAAUCACUUCCUCCCACGCAAUUGGCGACGAUCCCUUCGCAGGAGACUUCAAGGCUAUGAAAUACGGCGAACAGCUCGAGCAGGAAUCUGUUCCAGAAUGGAGUUUACAUAACGUCGACUACAACUCGCUCAAGCACGAGAUCAAGGUUCACACAAGCCGCGACCAGGCGACUGCAAUCGCCAUCCCCGGCCAUCAAGAUGCUGCUCUCAAGCGAUUCGAAGAUAACCUCUACCAUGAGCUUUGCCAACAGCACGACCGGGUUGACCUUUUCGUCUCCAGCAAGGCUGACGAGCUUUCGCGCCGACUUCAAUAUAUCGCCGAUCAGCUACAAAAGUUGAUUGUCAAGUGUGCCGAAGAAGGUGACCGCAUUUCGAUCAAGCGGCAUCGCCGGUUCGCCAAGUACGAGCGGGAUCUGCUUCGCUGCGGAGAAGAAACACUUGCGCUCGCUCGGUUCAUCAACGCCCAGAUCACGGCUUUCCGGAAGAUUACGAAGAAGUACAAGAAAUGGACAGGGUCUUCCACGCUCGGCGCACGCUUUCGCGAGAAUGUACUCGCCAACCCCAAAAGCUUCACCCGUCGCGAUCUGAAUAACCUCCAGACACGCUACGAGGAGUUGCUCAACACUCUCCGCACCUCUACGCCUCAAUUGAGCGAGCCCAGCUCCCCCUCCUCAGACGAGCAGACACCCACGAGGCGAGGGUCCACUGCAGAGAGUUUCUUCACACCAUUGCCACCUGCAGAGCGAGUUCCUCGAAGGCCUGUUCAGCAACAACAGCAACAGCACUACUGGAAUGAGUAUGACGAUGGCAGUGAGAAUGGUGGACAAGAGGAGGAAUACGCCAUCUAUAUCAACCCCGACGAAGACAUGAGCUUUCCCGGUCUGGACUCGAUGCGCGCAAUUCUUGCCGCGCCCUUCCGUCACGCAAAGACAUGGUUCUCACGACGGCAAAAUCCUGAAGGGCAACGAUUGCUGAGUAGCGAGCCCUUCCUGCAGAGCUACGGUGGCAUUUCACCACUUGGCACGGAUACCGACGACGAGUACGCGAGCUCCGACGGCAUGCCUACGAACGGAUACGCCACACAUUAUGCUACGCUGCCCAGCAUCAACGAGCAGCAAGUGCGACGAUACCGCGAGCGCGUUUUGUUCUGGGCCACCGUUGGCUGUUUCGGCGUAUCUUUCCUACUACUUCUUGUGGCUGGCAUCCUCAUCUCAACGGGCCGCCACAAGCUCCGCGCCGAGGUCGACGCUGGCGUAACAGUUAGCGUCGUGGCCAGUCUCUUCAGCGCCUGCCUCGCUCUGGGCAUGUCGCUCUACCGACGCGAUGACUUGGGCAUCUGGCAACGUGUGGCCGUGUAUAGCAGCUUUUUCACAGCCUGCAUGCUCAACGGUAUGCUGCUCAUCCUCGUUGUGGGGAAUGCAGCAUAGAGUCCCCUAUUUUCUUUUCUUACUGUGUUGCUUAGCUGGGCUGGGUUGCCAUGACCCAUGUUUGGAUCCUUUCCUUUGUCCAUUGAUUGAUUGCAUCGGCAACGGGGAGAAUAGUGGAGGGUCAACUUGAAUUUUGUGGGACUUGUUUUUCCGUCUCUGAAGCGAGGUGAGGAAUUUUGACAACCUUGAGGAAAAUUCCCAGGAGCGUUUGUUUUUGUCUUCCCUUUUUACUGCAACCAGAAUACCGGCCGCAUCACUGCACUGCCUGCGUGUCUUUUUUCGCCCCCAGAUACCAUAACUAUAUCAAUACCUACUAGAAUUGGGCAAAA
Messenger RNA from Colletotrichum phormii, 1830 nucleotides. RefSeq names its product SPX domain-containing protein. The transcript is spliced from 4 exons. The record is from RefSeq and is a predicted model, not a curated record. Bases 131 to 1501 code for a protein of 456 amino acids. NCBI's taxonomy places the organism in Eukaryota, Fungi, Ascomycota, Sordariomycetes, Glomerellales, Glomerellaceae.